Carica papaya (papaya) is the source of this 4344-nucleotide messenger RNA. RefSeq names its product methyl jasmonate esterase 1-like. Lineage: Eukaryota; Viridiplantae; Streptophyta; Magnoliopsida; Brassicales; Caricaceae. Gene Ontology annotation, biological process: jasmonic acid metabolic process; salicylic acid metabolic process. Gene Ontology annotation, molecular function: methyl indole-3-acetate esterase activity; methyl jasmonate esterase activity; methyl salicylate esterase activity. The record is from RefSeq and is a predicted model, not a curated record.
GUUUUACAAAUUCUCACCCCCAAAUGAAUUUAGUCCCCCAAAUUGAUACAUAAUUUAAAGUAGAUGAGGGUACAUUUUCCGCAUUAAGUCUUCACUUUCCCAAGUAACUUCAUUUUGGGAGUGAUGUUGCUAAAGUUCUUCACCAUUGUAAUAGUCUUGUUCUUGAGUAUUGGGUCUUGCUCUUCCAACAUGGCCACUAGCACUUCUUCGUAAGUGAAGUUUUCUUUAAUUGGGAGUUUCUUGUAGUGCAGCACAUUCGAUAGGCCCGGUUGGUAUUUGCAUAACAUAGAAACUUGGAAUUAUGCACUUUUGUUAAUUCAUGUGGUAGUGUUAGCUGGUACAUAGAGAACCUCAUCCUAGCUAAAAUUUUAAAAAGUCCAAUGAAGCAAGGGCUCAACUUUUCUUUCUUUCCAAAUCUCAUGAUGCCCUUAAGCAGUGAUACUUUCAAAAAUACAUGAUCACCAACUUUGAGUUCCAAAUCUAUUUUGCAGUUGUCUACAUAACUCUUUUGUUUGCCUUGAACUGUCUUGAGAUUCUUCUUGAUUAAAGCAACUCUAGCAUUGGUUUCUUUGACCAAUUAUGGUCCAAUCAAUCUCCAAUCUCUAAAAUUUUCCCAACAUACUGGAGAUCUAUAAGGUUUUCCAUACCAAUACUAGAUUAAAAGCUACUAUUAUAAGCAAACUCUAUGAAUGGCAUGUGAUAAUCCUAAUUUCCUCCCAUCUUUAAGACAUAAGCUCGAAAAAGAUCUUCCAAAGUCUGGAUGGUUCUUUUAGAUUGUUAAUUCAUUUGAGGGUGAAAUAUUUAACAGUGUAGUGACUAGAAUUUGCUAGAGACUUUUCCAAAAUCUGGAAGUAAAUCAAGAGUCUCAAUAUGAGAUAACUUAUAUAGGAAUGCCAUGGAGUCUAAAUACCUCCUUAAUCUACAACUUGGCAAGCUUAUCAAGUGGAUCUGUAGUCUUCAUAAGCAGGAAAUGUGCUGAUUUGUUAUACUAUCUAUAAUAACCCAUAUGGCAUCAUGGUUUGACCUGGUUAUAGGUAAUCUCAUUAUAAAAUCUGUAGUCAUAUGCUCCCAUUUAUAUUACGGGAUAGGUAAGGGUUGAAGCAAACCAUUUGGUUUCUAGUGUUCAACCUUAAUUCUCUAACAUUUGCUAACAAAUUUAUGUAUUUCUUCAAUCUUAUCCACUAGAACUAGUAUGUCAAAUUCUGAUACAUUUUUAUGCUACUCAGAUGAAAAAUUAUUCUGAAAUUGUGUGCCUCUUCUAAAAUGAGUUUAUUCAUAUUCUUAUCAUGGAGAAUACACAAUCUACCUUUAAAUUUGAGUAAGCCAUCAUUAUGAACCCUGAAGUUAGCCUUUAAACCUUAUUCUGUUUCUUUCCUCAAAGUUUGUAUCACAUAGUUGGCCAUUUGAGCAUCUUUAAUUUUUUUAACCACUGCAAGUUGAAUUUUUAGGUUGGCCACAUACACACCCUGUCUCUGAGUUCCCUACUAAAGUUCUUAAAUAUCUUCCAAGUUUUUUCAUUUAGAGACCAUUACUUUUUUCAUCAUGCAGAAAUUUUUCCUAUUCAUGGCGUUGGCGACUACUUUUUCCUUACCUGGAUUAUAGGAGAUGUUACAAUCAUAAUCCUUUAGGAGAUCCAUCCUAUUUUGUUGGUGCAUAUAUAGUUCUUUAUGGUUAAAGAGGUAUUUAAGACUCUUAUGCUAUGUGAAAAUCUCAAAUUUUCUUGAUACAGAUAAUGACGCCAAAGCUCGAGGGCAAACACAUUAGCAGGGAAUUCUAAGUCAUGGUUCGGAUAAUUAUGCUCAUAGUUCUUCAGUUUCUUUAAUCCAUAAGCAAUGACCUUGCUAUUAUGCUUCAAAACACAUCUCAAAUCCAAUUUUGAAGCAUUAGUAUGUACUGCAUAACCCCUAGAACCAGUAAGUAGAGUCAACACUGGAGCAGUGACAAGUUAGUUCUUAAGUUCUUUAAAAUUGUCUUUUACAAUCAUCAGUCCAUUCAAAUUUAACAUUUUUUCUAGUAAGCUUAGUAAAAAGGGCUGCAAUUUUUGAAAACUCCUUAAUGGACUUAUGGUAAUAACCUAUCAAUCUUAGGAAAUGGUGAAUCUCUAAAAUAGUGGUGGGUCGUUUCCAGUUCACUAUGGUUUUAAUUUUGGAAGAUUCCACUAUUAUCCUAAUUUUAAGGACCACAUGACCAAGGAAGAAGAUUCGCGCGAGCCAGAAUUCACACUUGCUCAGUUUCUCUCUUAUGAGGAUCCCUAAUACACAUCUCAAAUGUUCAACAUGUUCAUACUUACUCAUGGAAUAAAUCAUGAUGUUGUUGAUAAACAUGAUGAUGAAUUUGACUAGAUAGGGCCUGAAAACUUGGUUCAUGAGAUCCAUAAAUAUCGUUGGUGCAUUAGUUAGUUCAAAGAUGAGACUUGGAAUUCAUAGUAGCCAUACCUUAUUUUGAAUGCAGUUUUUGGAAUAUCUUCUGCUUUGAUCUUAAUUUGAUGAUAGUCGGACCUUAGGUCAAUUUUAGAAAACAUGCUAACACCUUGUAAUUGAUUAAAAAGAUCAUCAAAUCUCGGUAAAGGAUACUUGUUUUUGACAGUAACUUAGUUGAGUUCUCUGUAGUCAGUAUAUAACCGUUGAGUCUCAUCCUUCUUUUUCACAAACAACAUGUUGGAACCCUAUAAUUGGUCAAAGAGAUCAACAAUUCUCGGUAAAGAAUAUUUAUUCUUGACGGUAACUUAGCUGGAGUCAAUACAUAACCAUUGAGUCUCAUCCUUCUUUUUUGCAAACAAGACAGGUGCACACCAAGGAGAAAUACUAGGGAAAAUAAAUCAUUUCUCCAAGAGUUCUUGCAAUUAUUUCUAUAGUUCCUCUAAAUCAGUUUUUCCCAUUCCAUACGGGGUGAUAGAAAUGGGCUGAGUGUCAAGCAAAAGAUCAAUAGAGAAUUUAAUCUCACAAUCUGAUGGUAACCCUGGUAGGUCUUCAAGAAAAACAUCAUGAAAUUUUCAAACCAUUGGUAUCUCCUAUAGAGUAAUCACUUUGUGAUUCUUUCCUAUCACAUUAGUUUUACAAAUGUUACUUUGGUUAUUUGAUUCAAUUUAUUAUAUUGUUUAAAUAUGGAAUAUCAUAUAUUAUUAUUUACAAAAAUAAAUUUAGGAAGUAAGAGGUUCUUCAAUAGGAAUUUUGAAUACAACCUUCAUUAAGCUCUUAGUUUAUACACCCAACUUUGAGAAUUAAUAAAAUAAAGCUUUGAUCUUUUUUUUAAAUUAACUUAGUGCUAAUUUUUCUUCUUCAUGUUAUUUGAAGUUAAGGAGCUUUCUGAAGUUUUGUUGAGCCGAAGAGUUGGGAUCGACUUAUUGGGCUGCACAAGGUGACAUAUCUUUUGUUGUUACAAGUAGAGUUGGAGGAAAGACAAAAGAUGGAGAAAAAUGACAGACACUUUGUGUUGGUUCAUGGACCAUGUCAUGGAGCAUGGUGUUGGUAUAAGGUGGCGAGCCUAUUAAAAGAAGCAGGCUACAAAGUUACAACCCUAGACAUGGCUGGUUCUGGAGUUCACCCAAAGCAACUGCAUGAGAUUCAUACUAUUUCCGACUACAUCGACCCGUUGAUGCAGUUCAUGGCCUCAAUUUUACCAGAAGAGAAGGUGGUUCUUGUUGGUCAUAGUACUGGUGGGGUUUGCAUAUCAGCUGCCAUGGAAAUGUUCUCAUACAAAAUCUCUGUUGCUGUCUUUGUCAAUGCUAUAAUACCUAGUUUUGACCUAAGCUUAACUACAAUAAUGGAAGAGUGCUUUCGAAGAGUGGAUGAUCAUAUGGACAUACAAUACAUGUUUGAUGAUGGGAACAAUAAGCCUCCUACAAGCAUGCUAUUUGGGCCCAAUUUCUUAUCUUCUAAGCUCUACCAGCACUCCCCUCCAGAGUACUUGUUGCUGGCAACAACAUUGAUGAGACCUUCGCGUCUGUUUUUUGAUCCAAUACUUACAAGCAGUGCAGUAGUCACAAAGAAGAAAUUUGGAUCAGUUCACAGAGUUCACAUCAUUUGUGAAAACGAUAAGGUGCUAAAAGAAGACUUUCAAAGGUGGAUGAUUGAGAAAAAUCCAAUGGAUGAAGUAAUGUCGAUCAUUGGCUCUGAUCACAUGGUUAUGUUUUCUAAACCUGAAGAACUAUGUUCUUGUCUCAAACAUAUUUCAGAUAAGUAUUCUUAAUGUAUUGCAUUCUCUUGAAGAUAUUAAGUUGGAAGAAAAAAGAAAAAAUUCAAGAAUGUUUGUUUCAUGCAUGAUAUAUUGAAGGUGUUUAUUUGAAGAUUUAUGGAUUUUUAUGUAAAAUAUAAAGACAAUUAAAUAAAGAGUGGAAUUAGUGAA